Aspergillus pseudonomiae is the source of this 1192-nucleotide messenger RNA. RefSeq names its product 3,4-dihydroxy-2-butanone-4-phosphate synthase RIB3. NCBI's taxonomy places the organism in Eukaryota, Fungi, Ascomycota, Eurotiomycetes, Eurotiales, Aspergillaceae. The coding region runs from base 411 to 1118 and encodes 235 amino acids. Gene Ontology annotation, biological process: riboflavin biosynthetic process; aerobic respiration. Gene Ontology annotation, molecular function: 3,4-dihydroxy-2-butanone-4-phosphate synthase activity. The transcript has 3 exons. The record is from RefSeq and is a predicted model, not a curated record. Gene Ontology annotation, cellular component: cytosol; mitochondrial intermembrane space.
CUUGAAUCCGGGCCUCCCACUCUUCUUCCCUUCCCUUCCUCUUGCUUCCAACCAUAUAUAUAUCGCUGCGCUACCGGAAUUUUCCGACUAUAGAAAUACUUCUUUCGAGCUUCAGAUAACUCUGUUCUUUCCUGUCACACUUGAUUCUACUCUAGAGUUGCAUCUCGGUAUUCGGUAUCCGCACUUCUCCGCACACCGACCUGGAGAUACCUAUUGUUGGCUUGACUCAUUCGUAUUUGGAAAGGAGUCAAUUCCAUCGUCCAAACUAAAUCUACUGUCCCAAUUGCAUACAUCAGAAUAAUCAGACUCAAGCUUGGGUGUGCCUACGUCCAAUCUCAAAGAAACAAGUACCAACGCCACAUUUAUUCCUCCGCCCCGCUCAAGUGAGGGGCAAAUCUUUGCGACUCAACAUGCCCGCAGAUACCGAUCCCAGUCUUCAAUUCGAUUCAAUUGAGGAUACAAUUAAGGCUUUCAAGAAUGGCGAAUUCAUAAUUGUGCUUGAUUCGCAAGACCGUGAAAAUGAAGGCGAUCUCAUUAUUGCUGCCGACUCAAUUACCCCCGCUCAGAUGGCUUUUCUGGUUCGCUUCACAAGUGGUUUAAUUUGCGCACCUGUAUCUCCCGAAAUCGCCAGCCGACUCAGUCUACCCCAGAUGGUGCUUGAGAACGCAGAUCCGAAAGGAACCGCAUACACGAUCUCUGUCGACUCAAGUGACCCAACUGUUACCACCGGUAUCUCGGCGCAGGACCGCGCCCUCGCAUGCCGAACACUUGCCUCUCCGACUGCUCGCGCCGAAGAUUUCCGGAGACCGGGCCAUAUUAUCCCUCUCCAGGCCAGGAGCGGUGGUGUGCGCGAGCGAAGAGGACACACUGAAGCCGCAGUCGAGUUCUGCCGUUUAACCGGUAAGGUACAAGCUGGUGUAAUUGCUGAGUUAGUGGAGGACGGCGAGCUGGUCCCGGGUAUCCCAGAGAUUGGUGGCAAUAACGACAUGAUGAGACGUGAUGGAUGCUUGAAGUUCGGCAAGAAAUGGGGCAUCAAGGUAUGCACCAUCGAAGACUUGGUUGAGUACGUCGAGAAAACAGAAGGUAGCCUUGCUGCUGUCACAAAUGGAAAACAGUAAGAUGUUUAAAUGUGACAAUGUUUCUUGUAUAACCUUUUUUCAUUUUUUUUUUUUUUUUCUUAUUGUCAAUUUUU